Messenger RNA from Enterobius vermicularis (human pinworm), 1377 nucleotides. The record is from the annotation of a GenBank genome assembly. Lineage: Eukaryota; Metazoa; Nematoda; Chromadorea; Rhabditida; Oxyuridae.
AUGUUAUCUGCCUCUAAAUCGGUGUUCCGGUUUAUUUGCUUCGCUGGAUUGCUUUCAUUGCUUCACUGUGCCUAUUCUGCAGCACAGCAUCGCUUUUAUUUACGUCUGAUUGAACAACCCUUUACUCUGCUACCUGGUGACUUAAUUCUGCAAACCCUCAUAAGUCUGGUCGCUGUAGUUUGCGGAGCAUCGUAUAUUGCGGGAGACUUCCUUCCUGUCCGUUCUGACUUACAGAAUAGAUCUAAAUCAUGGGACACUGUUGGAAAUUGUCCCUCUUUUUAUACUUUCGAUCAUCGUGCAAGGGCGUUGUCUCCAGAGUACAGUGCAUUCAACAAAGAUUUUGCUCAAGAGUCGUUACAGCUCUUUAAUUUACCUAAUUCGACGGCAUUUCUUUCCUCUACUGCAACAAACAGACCAUCGGGCUUCUCGGCUGAAUCUGGUGUUUCGCAAACGGGUUCCUCAAAGUUCCGACACAGCCCCAGCGAGAAGGUCUUAAAGGAAUCUUUAGCUUAUUGUAUUAAAUUGGUCAGGAGUAGAGAUUUUUCCAAUUAUAUAGCAGCUUUACUGUUUCCGCGCCAAGUGCAGCCGGCAGUCUUCGCAUUGCUAGCAUUUAACGUUGAAUUGGCUCUUGUGCGUGAUCAAAUAAAAAGGAACGCAGGGGUUGCUGGGAUUUAUCGCCUUCAGUUCUGGAAAGAUUGCCUAGGUGCUAUUUAUGGUAGUGACAAAGGCCCGAUUCCGAGACAGCCUGUUGCAUUUGCACUAUCCGCUUUCCUUCAUUUGGAUGACAUAUCGUUGUUAAAACAAUUAGUUGAAGCGAGACAAUCAACACUUGGCGACCGUGCGUUUGUAACGCUAAGUAGUGUUGCUGAGUAUGGCCAACUUACUCAUGGUACUUUGAUGAAACUUAUAAUGAACGAGUUGUGGAAGAAUGCAAAACUGGAUAGAAGUCAAAGCGAUGUGACCUUGCGUAAAGGUUUCCAAGCUGCAGAGCAUAUGGGGGCAGCGGUUGGUAUCAUAACUUUGCUCAGAACAACUGCCCCGUUUCUUACUCGCGGAAUAGUGCUUUUACCUACUGACCUCAUGAAUGAUCACCAGCUGACAACAGAAGAUUUAUAUGAUGUCAAAUGGGUGGAUGGUUUUAAAGGCGUGGUCAAAAGUAUGGUGAAAGAAGCAGAAUACCGUUUACUGCUCUCACGAGAGUUAAAAGACGAAGUACCCAGACCACUGAGAGCUGCUUUGCUUGCAAAUGGAGCUGCAAUGGACUUUCUUCUCAGUGUUCUGAAAAAAGAUUAUAAUUUACUGGAUACUCGGCUGCAGCGGAAUCCUGAAUUUUUAGCUUGGCGACUACUGUUCAGAAAAUUAUUGGGCCGUUAUUAA